AUGGUCCAUCCUGAGCCCGAUCUAGAUCAUCCCGUCUCUUCCGCCCUUUCGGCGUCUUCUCCGCCCUUCCACUCGACAGACCACAACGACGACGACGGCAAGCCGCGCCAGGCCCCGGCUCUGAUCCUAUCGUCUCCGCCGUCAGGAGAUUCGAGCUCGUCCGCCGCGGGUUCGCAUUCACCCCCAAAUUCUCCGCGGAGCAUUGCCCUCGAGCCGCCACAGCUCCCCGUCUUCUCGGCACUUGGUCGAACUGAGGAGUCGCAGACGUUGUUGCCAGACCACCGCAGGAAAGACAGUGGUCUCUAUUAUACAACAACCUGGGGCUCCCCGUAUGCGGCACCCAGUUCGCGCAGACUCUCGUUGACCCUCAGUCAAUACGCCGGUGUCGAUCACGGUUCAGGAGCCAGCUCGCCGGCCCCGGAGUCUCGGAGAUCGAGUAACGCCCCGGAAGGAGAUCCAGCCGCGCAGAACGAAGACAAAUCGAUUCGGGAUUUCACUCAGGAUUGGAUCAACCAGUAUCUCUCGGGUCAGCCGCGGAGCGAGCGCACCAACUGGUUGAGCGACGACUCUGGGAGCGAGGCCCCGUCACUUCUCGCAGCGCAGCAGCAGCAACAGCUCGCAGACGACGGUUCGGACGAUUGGCUCGGUCUAGAGGGAGAUAUUCGGGACGACGACCUCCUCAAAACACCCACUCUCUCGGACUUUGUGGGUCGCAGCGCUGCUAGACUAAAAAAGAAGCUGCACAAGCGUGCGGAAACCCUGCGUCAAGAGGACUUUUGGGGAUUCGCUUACGACCAAGAUUCCCCGCAGAACAGUAUGUCGGAUAUCAAGGAGAUGGAGCCUUCCGUCGAAGCGGAGGUGAUCAGCCCAACCUCGCCUGUGGAAAAGCCAUUGCCUCCUGCGCCGGCUGAGGGGGAUAUGGAAAUACCACAAGAACAGCCAGAGGAAGAAUCUAAGCCGGCGCUGCCAAGACGGCACAAGUCCCAGGCCUCUGUCCACACUCCAAGACGGCGAAAGAAGUUGGCUUGGCGCGGCAAGGCCUGCAUUGUGGACCUGCCAGUGGAUGAUAAAAGAGGGUCGGAGCAGCAUGGAGAUCGUCUCUUGACACCCGCAGAUGUUCAGGAGCGGUUGAAACAAUGGGAGGAUGACGGAUGGGAUGUCCGUGGAUUCAGCAUCGGCUCGUCCGAAGAUCCAACUGAGACGACAGACCUGGGCGGUUUCAGUCGACCACUAUAUCCCGAUCCAGCUGAGAUGCAAGCAGACCCAAAGAGCAAGGAGCCGGUCAUUAACUUCCCCAACAAGGCCGUGUGGGAUUCCUAUGUAGCUGACUUGCAAGAGGAGAAGCUGCGGGCUCUGGGAGUAUCCUUCGCCGAACCGGAGCCGGAACCCUCCAUGUCUCCCGCCGAGGCUGCAAUGAGCCAAACGCACACACCAUUCCAAGGUCUUAUCGGAUCGCCGCCGCUGCCGACGCAGUCGGCAGGGAGCAAUCCGCUAGCGCACCCUCAUCCUUUCUCGCCACACUUUGGUCAGUCGACAACCACGACGAGUGGUGGUAUGGGGUCAUUGGCGUCUCCUGCAUCACAAUUUAGCGUUCAGACACCGUUUAUGGGCGUCGAGCAGAACUAUAUGCCUGGAUAUCCAUUCCAAUUCCAGCCCACGCCGCCUGCUCAAUCCAUCACGCCCCAGAGCCUCCUCAAUGCUCGUCAAGCCAGCUCGUCCACUGGACCCGGAGGUAUGCACAACUUCUCGUCCAUGUUGUCGCCAGUUUCCCCUCUGCAUGAUCAAAGCCCCUUCCACCCAGGGUUCGACGGUGCGGCUCCCUCCAAGGAUGUUUUCAGCGAUCAAUUCGGUCAAGCCCGUGGCGAUGGCCUGCCAUUUCCUAUGCCUCAGACCCCCAUCAAUGCGCCGCCGGAUCAAUUCCACGCUUCCAAUGUUGAACUUGCUCAGCCGACCCCUCGCGGCCACGGUCACAAUCUCAGCGAGACCCUGCAGCGCGGCUUGGACCAGAUGGGACAUCCCAACUAUCACCUGGAGGAGUCGAUUGAACGGCAGUUGGACGAAGACGAUCAUAAUACUCAGCCUCUCAAAGCUGCUGAAUUUCUCAACUCCCGCUGGGCGCUGCCGGAGAACGAUGAAAGCACCUCUGGCCAGCCGCCUCACUCAUUCGCCCAGCAAGCACACCAGUUCUUCGGGGACCAUUAUUUGCAGGACAAUGGACACGAGGGAUCUGAUUUCGACACAAACCCCAGCCUCAGUGGAACGCCACAGGUUCGUGGAGCGCCAUGGCACCCUGGUCACCAUUCGAAACUGUCGACUUCGUCUCUGAACGUUGAAGCGAAGGAGUUCAAUCCAACCGCCUCAUUUGGAUCCCAGGCUUCGCCAUUCUCCAACAGCGCCUUCCAAUUCGGUGGAAUUGGUGAGCAGCACGGCUUUGGUGGUUUUGCGGCGGCUCCGGCGUUCGCUCCUGCUGGGCUUACCAAUGGCUCGAUGGACAGCACCACGCGCUCCGACGCCAACCGCAACUCGAAUUUCAAGUUCUCUGCUGCCUCUUUCAAUGUCGAGGCUCCAGAAUUCAACCCGUCGGCCAGCCUCAACUCCACUGCCAGCACAGAUAUGCCUUCGGCCAACCGGACAAAGAUCUUUGGUGACAUCAAUCUCGCGGAGAUCUCUAAGCCGCCCAAGAAAUCCAAGGCUAUCCCGAUUGUGCGACCCGAUGAGGUUGAGAAGGAGAAAGAGGAUGAUGAAAACGUCGAGACCGAGGACAUCAAUGGCCGACCAGUUCCUACGGAUCGUCAUAAGCGUGCCCGUCGUGGCAUUGGUCAUGCCCAAGGCGAAGCUCGGUAUAGCAUCUCAACCCAUCCUCUAGGCGAGACAGGCAACGUGCAGACCUCGAGCACGCUCCCUACCUUGGCUGAGGGCAAGGAGAACGCAUUGCCGGAGGACCGGUCCAUCGAACGCAAAGGAACGCCUGCCAGCGAGGCUACCACUUGGACUCUGUUUGAUGCGAAAAACGAGGCUGAGGCUGCCAGAUCCAAUACAGCAUCCCCGGCUCAGCUUGACCAAAUCCAAGAACCGAAGCUGCCAGAAGAUACCGUUGCCGAUCAGGCUGAGUCUGAGCCGGCUGUCAAGCAGGUAAAUGGGCCUCCCACUGACUCCAAUGCUGUGGAUCAUGCCGCGAAGGAAUCUAUGGAUUCUUCCAAGAAUAUGCUGUCGGCCACAGCCCCGCCUUUCGAGUUCAAACCUGCCGUUUCUGAAUUUGUGCCGGUGACUGUUCAGCCAUCCAGCUUUGCUGAGAAGGCGAUCGAUGAGCAAAUGCCUCUGAUUGAUCAAAAACCGGUUGAAAAGAAGAAGCAGGGUGGUCUCAUGGCCUCCCGCUUCGCUGCCGACACACCCCCGCCACAGCCCAAGGAGGACGAGCCUUCUCCAUCUGCACAACAAUUGAAGCGUGAGAUUGGCUCACACUACCCUACGCGCACUCCUGAGCCCGCUUCUCGACAGGUCAAGAACCUGGACCAAGACUCCGGCUUGGAAUCACCUGAUGAUGAGGAGUUGAACGCCAUUAUGGAGCAAUUGAACGGUGACGAUUCAGAUGUCGGCAUUGUACGCCAGACCACUCCCCUCCCACCACAGCAGGUCACCGACUCCGUGGGUGGUCCCACCAAGGAACAGCGAUUCGGUUCUGCGGACGCCAGAGGCGAUGCUCCCAGCCCGAGCCCUGGCGGUGGCCAGAGAACCUACAAGCUGGAUAUCCCCAAGCUUGGCUCGGACGUCGAUGCGCAGAGCGUCGCUACCUUCUCACCCCAAAAGAGCCUCGUCUCUCGUCUUCAAUCACCUGUCCGUCAACUUAUCACGGAGAAUGACCAUGUUAGCGACUGGGAUGACAUGAUCUCCUCGGGCGAAGACGAGAAGUUCAUGAAUCGCAACCGAUUUUUCGACCGCCGCAUCAACGACCUCGUUGGCUCCGCCAUUGAUGACCGGCUGGGACCCAUGGAGCGUGCGCUGGGUGUCAUCCAGCAGUCUGUUGCUUCUAUCGCUGCCGGCUCCGCCAGUCGCCGGGUGUUCCGCAGUACUUCGGCUGAGUUUGAGGACAGCGAUGCUGACGACGAAGACGAUGAAGGGGGUCACGAGCAGUCCUCUGUCAGAGCCCGCUCUCCUCACUACAUGCGGGACCGCAAGCUGGAUAUGCUGAAGAAUGUUGUCAUGGAGGCAUUGGCCACCCAUGACCUGCCCACUCGCGCACCACAGCACUCCAGCCAUAGCGAAAUCGCGCUGCUCAAGGAAAGCAUUGCCGAAUUGCAGGCCUUGACUAUCAAGAAGCUCGCUCAGGAUCCUGUCGGCGACAUGCGCGAGAUCCUCGAAGAAACGCUCGCGAAACAGCUGGCCGCGAAUACUCCGCGUAUGACUGACGCCGAGGAAAUCGGUGCCGACAGCCUCAUGCUCCAGAUUGAGAGCCUCAAGACCAUGCUGAGAAUGGCUGAUGAGCGUGCGGAAGCGGAGUAUACGCAGCGCCGGGAGGCGCAAGAAAAGGUAGUCGAGUUUGAACGGCGCUUGAAGGUCGCUGAAGAAGAUGCAGCUCGCCACAGCGCUGCCGCGGAAGAUGCAGAGACCCGUUUCCUUCAAUUCAAGGAAGAGAAGAUUCCCUACUUUGAGAAGAUGCAGUUCCGCUCGGACACCCUUGCCGAGGAGACUGAGACUCUGAAAGUCACCAUCGCCGAGCUGUCCUCGAAGAAUAUUGCUCUUCAAGGUGACCUGGACGAAUACCGUGUCUCCAGCGACAGUUACCGCAAGCAACUGAGCACCACCUCGGAUGAGAACAAGACUCUCCACGAAACGAUUGAUCAUCUCAGGGUUCGCAUCGAAGACAAUAUGGCUGUCCGGCAGAACCUCACUGAGAAGUUCGACCGCCUCCAACAAGACAUGGUCAACGCUACUCACGACAUCGGCCGUGAGCAAGCUACAUCGCGCCGAAAAGAAGAAGAGCAGACCGCCAGAUACAAUGAGCUGUACGCCUCGUAUACUCGCGAAGUCAAACUGCGUGAAAAGCUGGAGCAAGAUGUUAAUGACCUCGAGCUCCAGGAGCGGGAAUCCACCAAGGUCAAGUUCAUGCUCGAGCAGUCACAUGUGGAGAAUGAAAAGCUGAACGAGCUGGUCACCAAUCUGCGAAACGAGAACCAUGAGAUUCAUCUCAAAGCUGCUCGCUUGGAGCGUGAGCUUAACGACUCUCAGGAGACCCACCGUUUGGAUAUCCAGCGCACCAAGUCCCAGAUGGAGGCCGACGCGGACGCUUCCAACGGCCAGUCCGAGCUCGUUCGGGCCGAGCUGGAGGCACAAAUCCUCCGUCUCCAGAGCCAGCUUGAGACCGCCACCGAAUCCAAGGAUACUGCUCUUGAUGCUCAGAGCAAGAUGCACGAGCGAGUCCUCAAUGAUCUCCGAGAACGCCAUGGUCGUGCCCUGCACAACGGCUCCGAAGACCGCCAGCGGGGUGAGAGCCAUUUGAUGGACCGUCUUGCCCUGUCCGAUGACAAGGUCAAGCACUUACAGGAGCGGGUGCAGCACCUUGAAGAGAAGCUCGAGAUCGCUCAGUCUGCUGCCCGUGCCGCCGCCGAGGCUGCUCGUAGCGGCAAGGCUCCUAGCACUGAGGCUAUCGCGGCGCCGGCGCCUGCCCAUGCGCCCUCGCCGUCGAUGUCCUUCAGCAAGGGCUCCAAGGAGCCUGAGAAGAUUUCUCCCCAGGCUCUCCGUGAGUCGAUCAUGGUGCUUCAAGACCAGCUCCAGCAGCGUGAGACACGCAUUGAGGAGCUCGAGCAGGAAGCUUCGACUGUUGAUAAGGAUGCGCCCAACAAGAUCAAAGAACGCGACACCGAAAUUACGUGGUUGCGCGAGGUUCUCGGUGUCCGCAUCGAUGACCUGCAGGACAUCAUCCGGACCCUCUCUCAGCCCAACUUCAACAAACAUGCCGUCCGCGACGCCGCUAUUCGUCUCAAGGCCAACCUGCAGAUGCAGCAGCAGGAGAGAGAGCGAGCAAUGUCAGGCAACAGCCUUUCGCUCCCUUCCCUCUCUGAUCUCGCCGCCUCACCCCGUUCGCUCCCUCUCGCCGCGGCCGCAGCAUGGGGCAACUGGCGCAAAGGCCGGGAUAAUUCCAAUUCCAGCCUGAACCCCUCAGACCAAACCCCAUCCAAGUCCAGCAACGCUGCCGGUGGCUUCUUGUCCGGCCUGCUCACACCACCUGGAUCGCACGUCCGCCCAAACGCUCCUCCGCACACAGCUGCGCCGGCACGCAGCUCCUCCUACACGGAGACCCGGCCGUUGAGGGGAUUCAACUCCACGCCUCGCCGUGGCUCCGUCCUGACUGAAACCGCCCUGGCCGACCCGCCCCAGACGCCUCCGCUCCUCCGCCGCUCGAGCUACGAUCACGAUGCCGAGCCGGGAAACUACGAGGAAGACAACUUCAUGCCCGAUGAUAUCGAGAGCACCGUCGGCGGCUUGGUCUCGGCGACAAGUCCCAGCCAGAACGAGCAUGACGGUCCGUUUGGGCCGAGGAUAUCUGCUGAACCUGCUCCUGAGAGCCCUGUGGAAAGUCCUGUUGAGAGCCCUGUUGAGAGCCCUGUUGAAGAAGACGCUGCUGAAAACUCCGAAGACGAAUGA
Molecule: messenger RNA, 6642 nt
Organism: Penicillium lagena
Lineage: Eukaryota; Fungi; Ascomycota; Eurotiomycetes; Eurotiales; Aspergillaceae
Product: putative myosin class II heavy chain (MHC)
Exons: 2
Coding region: 1-6642 (2213 amino acids)
Cellular component (GO): cytoskeleton
Source: RefSeq, a predicted model, not a curated record